Equus quagga is the source of this 548-nucleotide messenger RNA. RefSeq names its product 40S ribosomal protein S12-like. Gene Ontology annotation, biological process: translation. NCBI's taxonomy places the organism in Eukaryota, Metazoa, Chordata, Mammalia, Perissodactyla, Equidae. The transcript has a single exon. The record is from RefSeq and is a predicted model, not a curated record. Gene Ontology annotation, cellular component: cytosolic small ribosomal subunit; ribosome. The coding region runs from base 20 to 535 and encodes 171 amino acids. Gene Ontology annotation, molecular function: structural constituent of ribosome.
AUGGUGAAUUUUAUAUUACAUGAAUUUUGCCACAAUUUUUUUAAAAAGGAAUGCAGCUCUUCUUCUGCCGCCGCUGAGUCGUGCAGAGACAGAGGCGCAGUGCGUUCAAGAUUCGGCUCCACCCGUGACUCAACGCCAUGCCCCGGAAGGCAUCGCUGCUGGAGGUGUAAUGGACGUCAACGCCACCUUCCAAGAGGAGCUGAAGACCGCCCUCAUCCACGACAGCCUGCCACACCGGAUCUGCGAAGCUGCCAAGGCCCUAGACAAGCGCCAAGCUCAUCUUUGUGUGCUUGCAUCCAACUGCGACGAGCCUGUGUAUGUGAAGUCGGUGGAGGUCCUUUGUGCCCAACACCAGAUCAGCCUGAUUAAGGUUGAUGACAACAAAAAACUAGGGGAAUGGGUAGGCCUCUGCAAAACUGACCGAGGGAGAAUGCCCCAGAAAGUGGCUGGUUGCAGUUGUGUGGUGGUGAAGGACUAUGGCAAAGAGUCUCAGGCCAAGGAUGUCAUAGAGGAGUACUUCAAAUGUAAGAAAUGAACAAAUAAAAAAC